Molecule: messenger RNA, 974 nt
Organism: Cryptomeria japonica (Japanese cedar)
Lineage: Eukaryota; Viridiplantae; Streptophyta; Pinopsida; Cupressales; Cupressaceae
Exons: 1
Coding region: 1-930 (309 amino acids)
Source: RefSeq, a predicted model, not a curated record
AUGCCAAGUCUGGAAGAAGUACAUUCUAUAAUUGCCAUAUAUGGCCCUACUAUAUUUUUCCAUCCCGAUGAGAUAUACUUUCCCUCAUCAGUUGCCUGGUUUUUCAAAAAUGGGGCAUUACUAUACAAGAGGGGCUCAUCCACACCCGAAGCAAUUGCAGAGGACGGUUCCAACCUCCCACAGGGCGGUGGGGCGGACGAAGAGUACUGGAUUGACCUACCCACAGACUCUGCCAAAGCUGAAAUGAUGAGGCGUGGAGAUUUAGAGAGUGCAGAGGUGUAUAUACAUGUGAAAUCAGUACUAGGAGGAACAUUUACAGAUGUUGUAAUGUGGGUGUUUUACCCCUUCAAUGGCCCGGCCACUCUGCAAUUGCUGGGGGCAGUGUCAUUACCGCUGAGUAAGAUUGGAGAGCAUGUGGGUGACUGGGAGCACGUAACGUUAAGGAUAGACAACUUCAGAGGGGAGUUGUGGGGAAUUUACUUUUCUCAGCACAGUGGAGGACAGUGGGUUAAAGCUGGGGAUUUGGAAUAUGUUGAGGGGAGUAAGAAAGCUGUGGUUUAUUCAUCCAAAAGUGGGCAUGCCAUGUUUUCUAGGGCAGGUUUGGUUGUUCAAGGGAACCAAAAGCUCGGAAUGGCCGGUAUCGCCAGCUACUCGGAGAAGAGUGCUUAUUUUGUGGAUACGAGCACAAAGUAUAAAAUUGUGGGUGCAGAGUAUCUCAAGGGGAUGGAGAGCAGUGAAAAAGUUGCAGAGCCAGUGUGGUUGAACUAUGCAAGGAAAUGGGGACCCAAGAUCACAUAUCCCAUUUCGAAAGUGCGGGGGUAUAUUGAUUUGCCACGACAGGUUUUGGGAGAGGAUGGGCCGGCUGGACCCAAAUGGAAACGGGACUGGUAUGAAGAUGAGAAUGUUGAAGAGUUAUUACAGUCCUACUAAUGUAAGAAGACGUAUUCAAGUCUAAUGGUGGAAUUUUGCGCGGA